CUCCUAAAUCUCAUCUCAUUCCAUCUCUUCUCUACUUAAUUUCCCUAAUGGAACCCAAAUCCAAUGCAAAUCAAACUCUUUCCCAUGCUCACCCAGAAACCAUGGACUUCCUUUCCAAAACAUGGUGCAAUUUCGCAGUUCAAGCUUUUCAACCCGACUUAUCAGAUCGAUCCAUUGUUCUACAUGAAAAUCCGGUCAACAUGGUCGAUAGUACUGCUCUCGGUGCACUAUCACCGUUUCCUGUAAUGAGGAUGGAAGACACAAACGGUUCCAUACCACCAUGGAAAUCCAAUAAUGUCAAAUCUUGGAUUUGGAUGCAACAAGCUAUGCAUCCAGAGUUGAACUACAAUCAGUACUAUAGUUUCAGAAAGAAAUGGUUUCCUUGGAAGAUGGCGCCCCUAAAAAAUGUAUCGAUCAAGAAAUGGUUGAAGGAAAUAAAAGAUAAGAGGAAAGAAGACAAGAGGAUGCAAAGAGCAGAAAUUCAUGCAGCGAUAUCCGUCGCAGGAAUUGCUGCAGCGCUGGCGGCAGUGGCGGCGGACGGGUCUGAAUACGACCCCACCAAGGAGGCGGCGGUGGCCUCAGCGGCAGCCCUGGUGGCAGCACAGUGUGCGCAAUUUGCAGAGGCAAUGGGGGCCAAGAGAGACCAACUGAGCUCCAUCAUGAGUUCAGCCAUGAGCGGCACCAGCACAGGCGAUAUAUUGACCCUUACGGCUGCUGCUGCAACUUCUUUGAGAGGAGCAGCUGCACUGAAAGCAAGGUCCAGAAUGAAGACAAACAGAUUCAACACGGCUGCUCCAAUUCUACCUAUAGAAGAGAAGAACGAAGAAGAAGACCAUUUCGAGUUUGACAAGUGCAGAGCCAUUCUGGGGAAAGGCUCUCAGCUCAAUAUUCAGGCUUCUGAUGGGAGGUGUAAAAUCAGAACAGUAUCCAUUGUUCUUAGCAAUGAUGCCAAGGUUAUUCUCAAAAUAUGGAAGCCCAAUUUGUUGAAUGCUUUCACAAACAAGAAGCAAAGUAUAAUAGUGGACAUACAUGCUGAGCUAUACAGAGAUUUACACGAAGAAGAAGACGAAGAAGAUGAUGGGGAGGAGGCAGGAACAUGUUACCUCAUAGUAGUACGCACAAAUAGAGGAAGCAUGAAGUUGGACAUGAUGGGAGACUACCAGCUUUACAAGAUGUGGGCUUCCACCAUUAAUCACAUGCUCAUGCUCUCCACUUCAUUCACAAAGUAUGACGACCUUCAGUACUAUAAAUGAUGCAAAUAAUUUCAAGACAAAAGAACAAAAAAACAACUUCAUGUUAAUCUAUACUGUCGUCAAUUACAGGCUUGUACUCUUAAUUAUGUGAUUAUUGUGUUUUUUCAUUCA
Impatiens glandulifera is the source of this 1364-nucleotide messenger RNA. RefSeq names its product VAN3-binding protein. Lineage: Eukaryota; Viridiplantae; Streptophyta; Magnoliopsida; Ericales; Balsaminaceae. The record is from RefSeq and is a predicted model, not a curated record. The coding region runs from base 48 to 1253 and encodes 401 amino acids. The transcript has 8 exons.